UCGUUCAGAGUUCUCUGUGGGGACUAGGUUCAGAAGAUGUCAUCUCCCCCACAGACUAGCUUCCCAGAGAAUGUCGCCUGCAAACUAGAAUGAUGCUAGUCUCAGCUUAACUGUGCAAAGAGAAAACCAGAACGGGCUCCCCAGGAACCAGGUUCAGUUGUCAGAAGACUACUGAUCAGUAAGACUCAGCCAGAGGGGUGUAUUAAGAAUGGGAAUGUGAGAACCAAGAGGUCAGCAGGACAGCGAGGCACAGCCUCUUCACAAGUCAGAGAAGAUAAACAUUUCAGACAAGAUGCCAUGGUUGAAAACUGAAGAGGUUAACAAUCAAGAUGGUACAUGCUGAAGCCUUUUCUCGUCCUUUGAGUCGGAAUGAAGUUGUUGGUUUAAUUUUCCGUUUGACAAUAUUUGGUGCAGUGACAUACUUUACUAUCAAAUGGAUGGUAGAUGCAAUUGAUCCAACCAGAAAGCAAAAAGUAGAAGCUCAGAAACAGGCAGAAAAACUAAUGAAGCAAAUUGGAGUGAAAAAUGUGAAGCUCUCAGAAUAUGAAAUGAGUAUUGCUGCUCAUCUUGUAGACCCUCUUAAUAUGCAUGUUACUUGGAGUGAUAUAGCAGGUUUAGAUGAUGUCAUUACGGAUCUGAAAGACACAGUCAUCUUACCUAUCAAAAAGAAACAUUUGUUUGAGAAUUCCAGGCUUCUGCAGCCUCCAAAAGGUGUUCUUCUCUAUGGGCCUCCAGGCUGUGGUAAAACGUUGAUUGCCAAGGCCACAGCCAAAGAAGCAGGCUGUCGAUUUAUUAACCUUCAGCCUUCGACACUGACCGAUAAGUGGUAUGGAGAAUCUCAGAAAUUGGCUGCUGCUGUCUUCUCCCUUGCCAUAAAGCUACAACCAUCCAUCAUCUUUAUAGAUGAAAUAGACUCCUUUCUACGAAACCGUUCAAGUUCUGACCAUGAAGCUACAGCCAUGAUGAAAGCUCAGUUUAUGAGUCUCUGGGAUGGAUUGGAUACUGAUCACAGCUGCCAGGUCAUAGUAAUGGGAGCUACCAAUCGUCCUCAGGACCUUGACUCGGCUAUAAUGAGAAGAAUGCCUACAAGAUUUCAUAUCAACCAGCCUGCUUUAAAACAGAGAGAAGCAAUCCUGAAACUCAUCUUGAAAAAUGAAAAUGUGGAUAGGCAUGUAGACCUGCUAGAAGUUGCCCAGGAAACUGAUGGGUUUUCAGGAAGUGACCUAAAAGAGAUGUGUCGAGAUGCUGCCCUCCUCUGUGUUAGAGAAUAUGUUAAUUCUACAUCAGAAGAAAGCCAUGACGAAGAUGAAAUUCGGCCUGUUCAACAGCAGGACCUGCAUCGGGCAAUUGAAAAGAUGAAGAAAUCAAAGGAUGCAGCAUUUCAGAAUGUUUUAACACAUGUUUGUUUAGAUUAAGAGUAAAGAUCAUUUGUACAGUUCAGUGAUCUAGUUUGGUGUGUCCUCUUAUCAGUUAGUGGAAAUAGAACGGAAAGAGUGCUCUUUAAACAAUGAGGGAGCUCAGUGUUUAUGGUUUUAUACUCUGAAUUCUAAGUUAUUGAGAUAUAGUUGUUACAUAGGUGGUAUUACUGUUGGUCAAAAAUCAUGAGGAGGAACAGUUGAAUCCAGCCUGAACGUGGGUGCUUGUGUUUGACCUUUUCAGCCAUAUAUUGUACAGCCUUAUAGAAUCUAAGCUGGUCUUAAAGUCAUAAAUGAUUCAUUGGGUCAUUAGUGAGAAACGGGGAUGUGGUUAGGUGCUGGUUCCUAGACAUGUGAGUAUGCGUUUGUGUGUGUGUGUAUAUGUAUGUGUAUAUUAAAUGUAUAUAUCCACACAUUUUAUAUUGACAUUCUGUAGAUAUGUUUGAAUAUAGAAACUUUUUUUACCCCAACUACUGAAUCCAGGAGUACCAAAUAAUAUAUAGUAAAACUAAGAUUUAAGGUUGUGUCAAAAAGGUACAGUGAUUCAGCCAUUUCCAUUUGUCAUUUGUUUCAACCUUUUUUAAGUUGAGUGUUUUUAUUUCUGCAGUUAUUAGUUGGAUCCUCCACAUCUUGCAUAUAUACAUGGGCUCAAUUAUUAUGUUUGUCAGGAUAAUCAAAUGAAAAUACUAGUUCAGUGAUCAGCAUCGAAUGGUUGUUAGGCAGCCAUGAGCUCAACACUGAUUUCACCUCUUGAGUAUAAACUUUUUAAGUUUAAAUUGGUUUACAUGAAAGUGGAUUAAAAGGCCUUUCAAAAGAAUGGGUUUGAAAAACCUCAGUACCCUUUAAUACAUGUACAUUUCUUUCCUUUUCUCAUUUAAUGUAACAUGUCUGUUGUAACUAUGUUUCUUAAAUAUUAUUUUAAGGUUAUGUGUUCUUUAAUUAUGGUCAAAUAUAAUUUGGUCACCAAAAAUGAAAUAUUAGUUUAAAACAAGUAGCUGUUACUAAGUGUGCUAAAAAUACUCAUUUUGUAAUUAAUUUUAGUUUUCUUAGUAUAUUAUAAAUUGUGCCCUGGUCAGGUACAAAUGUACACAUCAAAAUGCCCAUAUUGUAUCUAUCUGUAAUCGUUUAAUGUGAAUUAUAUGUGAAUUUUUUUCAAAAUUUUACUAACCAGAAUUCUGUUAUAGGCACCUAACCACGCAGCAUGAGGAAAACGGCACAACACAAUCUUGAGGUGCCUUCUGAAUCAUCAGAUUAAAUUAUGCUUCGUAUGUUUUUGCUUUUACUGUAUUUCUUUUAAAACUCUAAAUCUUUAUUCAUGUGUUAUUGGAUUAAUUUAUCUGAUAAUGUGCCUCACAAGAAUCUGUUAGAUCGUUUAUUCUUCAGUUGUACUUUGAAUGGUGGGGUGGAAGUUUCAGGUGAACAAUGAAUAACAAAAAGCAAGUUAUGGAAGAUUGUGAAGAGGAUGGAAAAAUUGAAUACAAGAUACCAAAAAUGAAAAAAAGUGUCCCAUUUUUAAUAACUAUAUUCUAUUAUUUUAUAAAUGUGUAAUAAAGGGGUCCCUCUUUA
This is a messenger RNA of Gorilla gorilla gorilla (western lowland gorilla), 2981 nucleotides long. RefSeq names its product ATPase family AAA domain containing 1 (gene ATAD1). The record is from RefSeq and is a predicted model, not a curated record. The transcript has 11 exons. Gene Ontology annotation, cellular component: mitochondrial outer membrane. The coding region runs from base 330 to 1415 and encodes 361 amino acids. Lineage: Eukaryota; Metazoa; Chordata; Mammalia; Primates; Hominidae. Gene Ontology annotation, molecular function: ATP binding; ATP hydrolysis activity. Gene Ontology annotation, biological process: extraction of mislocalized protein from mitochondrial outer membrane.